CAGCGGCGGGCAGUGCGCAGGCGCCGCCGGGCACUCGCGUCCGCCAUGGCUCAGGUGCAGGUGCGGUUCCGCACUGACGACAAGAGAUAUGAAGUAGAUGAUAUACCAUUCUCUGUGCCAGCUGCAUCUGAAGUUAUUGACCUCAGUAAAAUCAUCAAUAAGCUUCUGGAAGCUAAACAUGUUAAUCACAAGCAUGCAGACUUUGAUUUCCUCAUCAAGGGCCAGUUCCUGCGGGUGCCACUGGGUAAACACAUGGAACUGGAGAACAUUUCAACUGAAGAGGUGGUUGAGAUUGAAUAUGUAGAACGAUACAGCGCCCCUCAGCCAGAAGAGUGUUUCUUCCACGAUGACUGGGUCAGUGCUGUGGAGGCACAAGGCGAUUGGAUUCUCACAGGUUCAUAUGAUAAAACUGCUCGUAUCUGGACAUUAGACGGCCGACCACUUGUGGCUCUUUCUGGACAUACUGAAGUAGUCAAAGAUGUUGCAUGGAUAAGGAAAGGUGGUCCCAGCAGUUUGCUGCUCACUGCCUCUCAGGACCAGAGUGUUAUUUUAUGGGAAUGGAACUGUGAAAAGAACAAAGUGAAGGCAUUGCACUCUUGUCGAGGACAUGCUGCUAGUGUGGAAUCAAUUGCUGUGGACAGCUCCAAAACUAAAUUUUGCAGUGGCUCAUGGGACAAGAUGGUAAAGAUUUGGUCAACAGUUCCCAAUGAAGAUGAAGAAAUGGUGGAGGAGUCCGAAAACAGACCGAGGAAGAAACAGAAAACUGAACAACUGGGAUUAACAAGAACCCCCAUGAUGACACUGUCUGGUCACACUGAAGCAGUUUCUUCAGUCCUGUGGUCUGAUACUGAGGAACUAUGUAGUGCAUCUUGGGAUCACACCAUAAAGAUAUGGGAUGCUGAGACUGGAGCCCAGAAGUGUACCCUGACUGGGAAUAAAGUGUUUAACUGCAUCUCUUAUUCCACUCUGUGCAAAAGGCUGGCAUCAGGCAGCACAGACAGGCACAUCAGGCUGUGGGACCCACGCUCAAAAGAUGGCUCUCUAGUUUUGCUUUCUCUAACGUCACACAAUGGAUGGGUAACAGCAGUCCAGUGGUCACCCAUGAAUGAAUAUCAGUUGAUUUCAGGUUCUUUUGACAAAUUGGUCAAGCUCUGGGACACACGAAGUUGCAAGGCCCCGUUAUAUGAUAUGAAUGCACAUGAAGAUAGAGUACUUUGUGUGGACUGGACAGAGACUGGGUUGCUGUUAAGUGGUGGAGCAGACAACAAAUUAUUCCUGUUCAGGUAUUUGACUCCCACUUCUGGAGAUGGAGCAUGAGGAGAACAGUAAACAAUGGAGAACAAAAACACCACCCGUGGAGACCAUCAGAUUAAUACUACUACAUUUCUCUUAAAGCAGCUUACAACAAAUUGAAAAAGAUCUGUUUGCCUGCUCUGUCUCUAUGACCAACCGUGUAAGGUUAUUUGAGAAAUGCCGAUGGGACUAAAAUGUUGAAAUCUGGAUUGUGA
This is a messenger RNA of Pristis pectinata (smalltooth sawfish), 1508 nucleotides long. It is a transcript of the gene wdr12, whose product is annotated as WD repeat domain 12. Bases 46 to 1317 code for a protein of 423 amino acids. The record is from RefSeq and is a predicted model, not a curated record. NCBI's taxonomy places the organism in Eukaryota, Metazoa, Chordata, Chondrichthyes, Rhinopristiformes, Pristidae. Gene Ontology annotation, molecular function: protein binding. The transcript has 13 exons. Gene Ontology annotation, biological process: ribosome biogenesis; maturation of LSU-rRNA from tricistronic rRNA transcript (SSU-rRNA, 5.8S rRNA, LSU-rRNA); maturation of 5.8S rRNA from tricistronic rRNA transcript (SSU-rRNA, 5.8S rRNA, LSU-rRNA). Gene Ontology annotation, cellular component: preribosome, large subunit precursor; PeBoW complex.